Physella acuta is the source of this 1191-nucleotide messenger RNA. RefSeq names its product arrestin domain-containing protein 3. Gene Ontology annotation, cellular component: cytoplasm. Gene Ontology annotation, biological process: protein transport. Lineage: Eukaryota; Metazoa; Mollusca; Gastropoda; Physidae. The record is from RefSeq and is a predicted model, not a curated record.
AAAAUGUUUUGUCUAAAUACCAGGAAGAACUCCGCGUAGCCCAGAUGUUCAAAAAUCUUUUCAACUGACUGGGACUAAGCACAAUUGAAGAGACAAGAGAUGCCACCUCGAUACACCAUCGUUUUUGAACCAGAGCAAGACGUCUACACCACGGGAUGUGUGUUGAGAGGUCGAGUAUGUCUGGACCUCGCCGAAAAGAUAAACACAAAGGGUAUUUUCAUACACAUCACUUGUAAAAGUGUAGCAAGGUGGACGAGACAAAAAACAAUCUACUUUUCAAAACAAAGGUACUUGGAUAAAGUCAUCGUCCUUCUAGCUCCAGAAAACAAGGUGAAGCAGUUAUCGAUUGGCAAGUACGAGUUCCCGUUUCAGGUGGAGCUUGACGAAAGGCUCCCCUCCACCUUCAUCACCCCAUCCUUCUCUUUCCUGACUCCUGGAGGUCGUGUUUUCUACACAGCCAAGUGCAUAAUCCAGAGGUCAUGGUCGUCCGACAUUGUCUUUAAACGAGAGUUUCGUGUGCUGCGGCAUUUCGACCUCAACAAGUUGACGGCAGGCAGGCAACCUGUUCAGAUGUCUGAUGAAACGAACGUCUGCUGCCUGUGUUGUAUGUCCGGCCCCAUCCAUGUUGACUUUACAGUGGACAAACAGCUGUACGUGCCAGGAGAGGGCAUCCGCGUGUCUGCUGAGGUGGUCAAUGACUCCAACAUGAAAACAUCGAGCUGUUCCGUGAACUUGAUCCAAGAAACAACACUCCACGGCAAAGACGGCGCCUCCUACACCAUGAGCGAAAUUGUGGCGUCGUUAGUGAAACCUGGCGUGGCUGCCCAUAAGACAGGGAGUUGGUCCGACGUCCUCACAGUUCCACCACUUACUCCUUCUUUCCUGCAAGGCUGCCUCAUCAUUGAUCUGAAGCAUACCCUAGAGCUGCACAUGUCGGGUAUACGCAAGGUUAUGGUAGUUGUGAUCGGGUCGAUACCCUUGUCCAGCACAGGACAGCAGGAGGCCGGACAGUAAUGAUAAUUGGCGUCAGACAGAACUGGCUUUAAUAUGUAGCUAUUAUUUGUCUUCCCUGCGAAACAACACAGUAGCUCCUUUUUGCUACCAGUCGUCUGGUUUUCGUUGACAGUUGUUCAUGUACCUUCGAUGUAUGCCGCUUACAGAAAAAUGUAAUCAGUGCUUAUACCAAAACAC